CAAUAUCUCUAUCAACUGAAUAUUAGUAUUAAAGGUUAAGGUUUAAAACUAAAAGUUUUUAGAUUCUGAGUUCAUUUGUGAACAACGAGUUAUUCAUAAUUUAUAUUAAGACACAGUUGUUUCAGUUUUGUAUUCAAUUUAAUUAUUGUAUUAAAAUGUGUGAUUUAAAAAAUCUGUUGAUUGCUUUAAUUGUGUCCAUAAUUGGCGUCAAUUGCUUCGACGACAACGAUAUUGAGUCGUGUAUGAAGAGUAAACAUCAUAAGGGAAGGCCCGGCAAAGAAGAUAGUCUUCACGACCAGUGCAAGGGAUGGGAGAAGUAUUCGUGCUGUACUAAGGAGUCGACCAUUGGAGCCCAUAAUGAGAUCAAUCACUAUAACUUCAACUACAACCACUGUCCUGGACACAAAAUGAGCGACAAAUGCAGAGAGCAUUUCACUCAAGACUUGUGUUUCUUUGACUGCGACCCAUACCUGAAGCCGUGGAUUGUGAGAGUGAACCGCACUUUUGCCACCGAAAGGGUAUUCAAAGUUCCCAUUUGUGCGGAUGAGUGCAUCCCGUGGUGGCACGACUGCAAAGACGACUACACCUGCACUAACAAUUGGGCCCUAAAUUUCAAAUGGAUUAACGGCACCAACCAUUGUCCCGCAAACUCUCAGUGCCGACCAUUUCGUGAAAUUUAUUCCGAACCCAAAGAAUUCUGUGAACAGGUAUGGGACCACUCGUGGAAAUACACCGAAGAUAAGCCAUGUAUGAAAAUGCAGUUCGGAAGGGGUGGAGAUAACCCUAAUAAACAGACGGCUAUACUAUAUGCCACUAAAGCAUUCAGGGCCACCACCAGUGCCGCCGACUCUAUAAAUCUCAAAUUGUUUUAUUAA
This is a messenger RNA of Oppiella nova, 875 nucleotides long. The record is from the annotation of a GenBank genome assembly. NCBI's taxonomy places the organism in Eukaryota, Metazoa, Arthropoda, Arachnida, Sarcoptiformes, Oppiidae.